Molecule: messenger RNA, 822 nt
Organism: Cyphellophora attinorum
Lineage: Eukaryota; Fungi; Ascomycota; Eurotiomycetes; Chaetothyriales; Cyphellophoraceae
Exons: 2
Coding region: 1-822 (273 amino acids)
Cellular component (GO): transcription factor TFIIH holo complex
Source: RefSeq, a predicted model, not a curated record
AUGAAUGGCGAGCACCUGCUGACACCGCCUGCGUCGGCAGCAUCCCCCUCGCCCUCCGCCGCGUCGACCUUGACACGUAUCUCGCACAGCCUUCCCGUGCAGCGCAAGCAUGCGUUGUUGGCCGGGUCGACGAAAGAGAUCAAGUUGAUACACUAUCUAGACGAUCAACUCGAGCGAGUCUACAGAAGACACGAAAAGCGCUUGGUUGCAGGACAGAGGGAAACCGCGCCUCCGUCGAAGCACGACGAUGCCCCUGGUUAUGAGAGCAUGGACGAAGUCAUCGAAGACCUUGAUCCCCUAGUUGACGUCGUAUGGACAAGUCGAACACCUAGCCUCCAAACUGCGUAUCUGUUGUCCAUCGCCGGCUACAUCUGUGCAUAUUUUCCAGAUUUUGCAUUCACGCCACUGGUCUUUCCAGUCUUGUCCAAGAUCGACCAGGCAUUCGUUGCCCUUCUGUCCACUCCUUCAAGCGAUCCCGCUGCAAGCGCAAUCACCCGAUCUCCAACGCAGACCGACAAAGUACGGAUCAAGUCGCUGACGGAAGACACACGAGUCGCAGCAGUCAACGCUGCUAUAAAGUCAGGCUGGGAAGCUGAUUUGGAGGAUUCCGAAGACGAAAGUGAAGUAACCUCCAGCGACUUUCCUCAAGCAUAUGAUGACUUUGCAGUAAGUGCAGGACUCGGAAGAUUGUAUAAAGGCACAAUCGAGCUACUCGGCGAUUCACUGGUCCGACCGCAGGUGUCUAGUAGACAGGAAGAUUCCCAGGUCGACUCUGCGGCCGUCGUCAACACUAACAACGUCUUUGGACCUGGUGUAGACUGA